Elaeis guineensis (African oil palm) is the source of this 1457-nucleotide messenger RNA. Its product is annotated as L-ascorbate oxidase homolog. NCBI's taxonomy places the organism in Eukaryota, Viridiplantae, Streptophyta, Magnoliopsida, Arecales, Arecaceae. Gene Ontology annotation, molecular function: copper ion binding; oxidoreductase activity. The record is from RefSeq and is a predicted model, not a curated record.
CAAGCCUCGUCUCGCACAAAAACCCAUCCUUCUUCUCUUUAGCCUCUCUCCUCCUCUUCUUAUAUAUCCAAAAAAGAAGUCCUCUGAGAUAUCUCCAGGAGACCUCGGCGAAAGCAGUGAGGAUGCCAUCGUUACCACCUUUGGUCCUUGGAGCCUUGGCGUUGUUGGCAUUGGCCUUCGUCGCGACCGCCGAUGACCCUUACCGGUACUUCACCUGGACUGUAUCUUAUGGACCCAUCUCCCCUCUCGGCGUCCAACAGCAGGGGAUUCUCAUCAACGGGCAGUACCCUGGGCCUCGUGUCGACUGCGUCACCAACGACAACAUGGUCGUCAGUGUUAUCAACAAGAUCGACGAGCCUAUACUCAUAACUUGGAAUGGGAUCAAACAGAGGAAGAACUCGUGGCAAGAUGGAGUCUUGGGAACCAACUGUCCCAUACCACCUGGUUCAAACUAUACAUACAAGUUUCAAACCAAGGACCAGAUUGGAAGCUUCACCUACUUUCUCUCCACCGGAAUGCAGCGGGCUGCCGGUGGCUUCGGUGCUCUGAAUGUCUACCAGAGGCCGCAGAUCCCAGUGCCAUAUGCACCGCCUGACGGUGAUUUCUCCCUGCUUGUCGGCGACUGGUACAAAGCCAGCCACAAGGCAUUGCAGCAGACUUUGGAUUCAGGAAGAUCACUGCCUUUCCCUGACGGUCUUCUCAUUAAUGGAGCUCAGCAGUUCGCCUCUUUCACUGGAGAUCAAGGAAAAACAUACCUCUUUAGGAUCUCCAAUGUGGGCUUGAUGACCUCGAUCAACUUCAGGAUCCAGGGCCACCAAAUGAAGCUCGUUGAAGUCGAAGGAUCCCACACACUUCAGAACAUCUAUGAUUCCCUCGACAUCCAUGUCGGUCAAUCGCUGGCGGUCUUGGUUACCUUAGAUCAGCCCCCCAAGGACUACUUCAUUGUCGCCUCGACUCGUUUCACCAGAAAGGUUCUAACUGCAACUGGAAUACUACAUUACAGCAACUCCAAUUCCCCUGCAUCUGGACCACUUCCCCCACCUCUCCGCAAUCCCCACAUCUCUAUGCGGCAAGCCAGAACCAUUAGGUGGAAUCUCACAGCUAGUGCAGCCCGGCCUAAUCCUCAGGGCUCAUACCAUUAUGGUACCAUACCGAGGACAAGGUCGCUCGUCUUGAAGAAUUCAGCCCCUCUGAUCAAUGGGAAGCAGCGCUAUGCUGUCAAUGGUGUUUCCUUUGUUGUGCCUGAUACUCCGCUGAAGCUCGCCGACAACUUCAAUAUUGCCGGCAUCUUCACCUGGGAUAGCAUCCCUAUUCCAGCCCCUGAAGGCUCUGCAGUACUGGGUACCCCAGUCAUGAGGUUUAAUCUUCAUGACUUCAUUGAAAUUGUCUUCCAAAACACUGAACAUACUAUGCAAACAUGGCAUCUUGAUGGCUACGACUUCUGGGUUGUUGGGUAA